CGAGUUCACGAUAUACAUCUCUCACGGUAUACGGCCCGAACAUAUACAACACAUUACUAGCGAAGAUAUUGUCCGAUUAUAUAUAUAGUUCGACGAGAAAAUACCUAGAAUUCAGGAUUACAAGAGCCUAGAAAUUAUUCAGGCUGUAAGGAUUCCGUGCACCAUGGUGUGUUGUAGAUGAUAUUCAGUCAACGGCAGAAAUGGGCUGCCUUGAAACCUUUCUAGGAAUACUCUGCCUCCUGGCGUUCGUACGCGCAAAUACACAACUCCUCUUCGCAAACCGGCGCGAUGUACAACUCCUCACCGUGCCCGCUUCCAACUUCACGCAGGCGUCUUCCCUCCCGGUCGUCGAAGGUCUCAAAGAUGCGGCGGCGGUCGACUUCCUCUUUUCCGAAAACCUCGUCUUCUGGACGGACGUUAGCUUGGAAGCGAUCAAAAGAAUGUUUUAUAACGGCUCAGAGGUCGUGGAGGACGUUAUUACGACGGGGCUCGUCGCCCCAGACGGACUUGCCUGUGAUUGGGUGAGCCGGAAAUUAUAUUGGACUGACGCAGAUACAAACAGAAUAGAAGUCAGUGAGAUAGACGGCAGCUCAAGAACAGUCUUAUUUUGGAAAGAUUUACAUCUGCCGAGAGCAAUAGCGUUAGAUCCAGAACAUGGGUACAUGUACUGGACCGACUGGGGGGAGGUUCCAAAGAUCGAGAGGGCGGGCAUGGACGGUCUCGACAGAGAGGCGAUCGUGACGGACGAUAUUUACUGGCCCAAUGGGCUGACGAUCGAUUACGAAAGCAAACGUCUUUACUGGGUGGACGCCAAGGAAAGUUUUAUCAAAAGCAGCGACAUGAACGGUUUACAUCAAAAGGUUGUUUUAGAAGGGAAGGUGGAGCUGCAGCACCCUUUCGCCCUGACCGUUCAGGAUGAGUGGUUAUACUGGACCGACUGGGAGACCCACUCGAUACACGCUUGCAAUAAAACCAACGGUCUGGAGCGAUGGGUCAUCCAUAGGGAUAUUUCGCCCAUGGACAUCCAUGUGCUGAGCGCGGAGAGGCAACCUACCGAUUUUCCCAACCCAUGUGAGGAGGAUAACGGGGGUUGUUCGCACCUGUGCCUGCUGUCUCCGUCUGAAAGGGGGUAUUCCUGCGUCUGUCCUACCGGUGUCAAACUCUUGGAGGAUGGCUUCAACUGCGCAAAUGGUGCUCAGGAAAUGUUGCUUCUGGCUCGUCGUAAAGAUAUCAGGAGGAUAUCCCUCGACACGCCCGACUACACCGACAUCAUCCUCCCCCUCGAGGACAUCGAACACGCCAUCGCCAUCGACUACGAUCCCGUUGACGGGUAUAUCUACUGGACAGAUGAUGCAAUCAGAGCAAUUAGGAGAUCCAAGCUUGAUGGCUCAGAGAGCGAGUACGUGAUCACCAACGACAUCCUGCACCCUGAUGGUAUCGCUGUGGACUGGAUCGCCAGGAAUCUCUACUGGACGGACACCGGGAACGAUCGUAUCGAGGUGGCGCGGCUCAACGGGACCUCCCGAAAGAUGCUACACGCCGAGUACAUGGACGAACCACGAGCAAUCACAGUAGAUCCAAUAAAUGGCUACAUGUACUGGACGGAUUGGGGCAUCGUGUCUAAGAUUGAGCGUGCAAACCUUGACGGAUCCAACCGCACUGUCCUCGUCAAUACCUCCCUCUCUUGGCCGAACGGGAUCGCUGUGGAUUUCACGGAUCAGAAGAUAUACUGGGGAGAUGGGAUGAAAGAUAGAAUCGAGAUGAUAAACGCGGAUGGAACGAACCGAAGGGUGCUGGUCUCGGAGGAUAUCCCGCAUAUAUUCGGCUUCAGUUUACUUGGCGAAUAUAUCUACUGGACGGACUGGCAGAAGAGAACCAUCGAGAGAGUCAAUAAAGCGGACGGCUCGGGAAGGGAAAUCAUCAUCGAAUCCUUGCCAGAACUCAUGGGGCUUAAAGCAAUCAGCAUGGAAAAACAAUUAGGCACAAACUCUUGCGGGAACAAUAACGGAGGCUGCAGCCAUUUAUGCCUCUACCGCCCUCAUGGUCAGAUCUGUGCCUGUCCCAUGGGUCACGAGCUUCUUGCCGACGGGAAGACCUGCAUCGUCCCCGAAGCGUUCCUUCUCUUUCUUCGGACCGAGGACAUCCGGCGCAUCUCCCUGGAGACAACCUACAAGGACGUGGAGAUCCCGCUGAGUGGGAUCGAGGAGGCAACUGCGCUGGACUUUGAUAUCCUGGAUAAUAGAAUAUACUGGACUGACUCAAAAGCGAAGAAAGUGACACGUGCCUUCAUGAACGGCACGGACCUUCAAGACGUGAUAGAGUUUGGUCUGCAGCAGCCGGAGGGGCUGGCAGUGGACUGGCUCGCCCACAACAUCUACUUCGCGGACACGGGCAAGAGACGCAUCGAGGUUGCUAGGCUGGACGGGAACUCUCGCAGGGUCAUCAUUUGGAAGGACAUCGUCAUGCCACGGUCACUGGCGCUUGACCCCAUGGAGGGGUACAUGUACUGGUGUGAGUGGGAUGGCGAGUCUCACAUUGAGCGUGCCUACAUGGAUGGAUCUAACAGAGAGAUACUCUACCAGGGUGGCAGGGCCAGCGGUCUCACUAUUGACUACGAGGACAGGAGACUCUACUGGGCAUCCUACGAUACCAACGCAGUCGAAUCCACCAACAUGAUCGGCGAGGAUCAUCGCCACCUUGUCACGGACGAGCUACCCCACCCCUUUGGAGUAACGCAGUUCCGGGACUUUGUCUACUGGUCCGACUGGGAGUCCCAGACCAUCGAGAGGUGUAACAAGACCAGCGGGGCCAACAGGACCAGGAUCCAGGGGGGCUUGGACUAUGUCAUGGACAUUUUGGUCUUUCACUCUUCAAGACAGGCUGGCUGGAACCCGUGUUCUGACGAGAACGGAGGUUGUGAGCAACUGUGUCUCUCUCAUCCCAACGCGUCGAGCGAUGAGUGGGACUACGUGUGUGGAUGCAGUACUCACUACACUCUCAACUCAGACAACAGGACAUGUUCACCUCCGGAAAAGUUUCUCUUGUUCAGCCAGCGCAACUCCAUCAGUCGUAUAACCUUUGACUUCAAGGACAGCCCGGACAUCAUUCUCCCGAUCCAUGGCGUGCGCAACAUCCGACGAAUUGCCUACGACUUUGACGAGAAGCGGGUUUACUGGAUUGACAAGAGCAGUAACGACAUCAAGAGGUCUUACGAUAAUGGAAUUGAGCAACGGACCUUCAUAGCCAACCCUGGUGGAGGGGCGCCCUUCGAACCCACGGACAUGGCCAUUGACCCUUACAGCCGCCUUCUCUUCUGGACCUGCGCCAAUCAGAGCACGAUCAACGUCACGCGUCUCAAUGGCUCCGCAGUGGGCGUGGUCAUCAGCGACAAGCUGCAGAAGCCACGCCUCCUUGCCCUCAUGCCAGAAAAAGGAUUAAUGUUCUGGACCAACCAUCGCCUGUUGCCGAAGAUCGAGCGUGCUGCCCUCGACGGUGAGGAUCACAUGGUCAUCGUGACGGAGGGCCUGGGCCGGCCGCGCACCCUGACCGCUGACCAUCGGAGCGAGAGGAUCUACUGGAUCAGCCAAGAGCUGGACUAUGUCAUUAGCACCACAAUCACAGGCAAGGAUGUCCUCAGACUAACGGUGGAGCUCGCGAGUCCAGUUGGUUUAACCAUCUUGGAUGACCACCUCUACUGGGUUGACCGCAAGGCCGAGGCGGUCAAGCAAGCAGACAAGCUGGAUGGAAGGAAUCCGUACAAGGUCAAAGGUCAGAUGGUGAGCUUGACCGAUGUCCUGGCAGUGGAUGGCAACUUGAUAGAGGACCACCCGUGUCUGAUUGACAAUGGCGGAUGCUCCCAUCUGUGUAUCAUCUCGCCCGACAACAGCGCCCGAUGCUCCUGCCCGCUUAACCUGGUCUUGGACGUGGAUGACGAGACGUGCGUUGAACCCCCGACCUGCGCACCCGAUGCGUUCAGCUGUGUCUCGGGGAACAUUGCUUGUAUUCCCAUUGGCUGGCGGUGUGACGGGUUCUCCGAGUGCGAGGAUGCUAGCGACGAAAUGGAAUGUGUUGAGUGUGACGCCGGAGAAUUCAAAUGCAGCGGUAUCCAGUGCAUCGACCGCUCCCUGCGGUGCGACGGAAAGCCGGACUGUCUCUACGGGAACAGCGACGAAGAGCAAUGUCCGCAGUGUUCCAACCCCCAGUCAUUCCCGUGCCUGAACGGUCAGUGCGUGGUCAAGCAAGGAGCGGAGUGCGAUGGGAUCAUCGACUGUGUGGACAGUAGCGAUGAGCAUGCUGGCUGUUACCUGUCUCCCAGCGACAUACCGCCCGGCUACACCCCUCACGGCGGCAGACGGAUGAACACCGCCCUCGUGGGCACGCUCGUUGCAGCUUUCUCCCUGGCCAUCAUGGUCAUAGGGACAUUCUUCCUGUGCAGACGACGGUGCAUCCAGCAGUCUGGAAGCCCGGAGGAUUACGGCACCCCGGCGGACCAGAACUUCUCCACCGUUCUCAUGCUCAACCAACUUGGCAAAGAACACAUCACCCACAAAUACCUCAAUUCCGGAAGACCGCAUCCCAAGACCACCAACCUCAACUCCUGCUCCUCCAAGGUCUCCCCUAAGAGCGGGAGCGGAGGAGAGAGCAGCACCGGCUUCUACGAGCGCAACCUCCCCACGGGCGCGUCCUCCUGCUCCUCAGAGAUGUUCAGCUCGACGGGGACCAGUAAUUACCCCAAGGAGACCCUCAACCCCCCUCCCAGCCCCGCCACCGAGAGGUCACAGUGCACCACCGAGAUAUACUAUGCCCCCGUCCAAAACCCAUCACUCAGUAAUUUCAGACCUUAUAGACAUCACAAAUUACGCUAUAUUCCGCCUCCGCCGACGCCGUGCUCGACGGACAUCUGCGAAGACAGUGAGCCGUACUCCAUGGGAGGGGCCGCCGCCGCACCGCCAGUGCCGCACCAUAAAUACACAAACAUUUCAAAAUCGCGGCGGAAAAAAGGCAAGUACAGCCACUCGAACAUUGCCAAUCCGGAGGCAGUGAACUAUGAUUCAGAACCUUACCCGCCUCCGCCAACGCCGCACAGUCAGUACUUAAGCGACAAUUUCGACAGCUGUCCGCCGUCGCCGUCGACGGAGCGCAGCUUCUUCAACCCGUACCCGCCUCCCCCGUCACCCGCCACCGACUCGACGUAGCGAAGAAACGAAGAGCACAAAAGAGACGUUAUAUUUUCUUCUUCACGCAUGCACUCGAGAGAUUUGAAUAAACGGGUUAACUCAUUCGAGCGUGGACCAACCAUAUCGCACCUGGAAAGUCUUUGAACUAUGACCUACUUCAUUCAAGAAAAGCAGGUGAACUUCGACCUCCUUUCUUGCUAAAGGUCAAAGAACUUUGGUAGGCGAUGGAAGGAUAUGAGAUUUUAUUGCACGGACUUGGAGACAGGUCACGUACAUGACCGUUGUUUAUAUUGAAAUUUAUAUCAGGGAUAUACAUAUAUGAUAUAUAUAUUUUUUUGUUUUAUAUAUUGUUCGCUGUUGGAAAAUGACCGUUUUCGGGAGCAGAUAACCAGCAGAAAACGAAGCAUCUCAUCUCAUGGCGUAUUUAUUUCUUAUAUGUGUUAUACUAAUUUGUGAUGCACCGAUGUCCACUGGAAACGACCCUUGACACAAGAAGCAAACGUGUGAAGCGCAAGGAUACAAAAAUUAUUGUGGAACCGAUUUGUCUGUCAUUUGGAACUGCACAUCUCGUAUCUGUACUCUCCACUAAACUUUAGAGCAACCGUUUUUCUCCUUUUGUCAGCGUUUCAUUUAACGAUUCAUUUAAAGUAUUGGUUUACGGCUUGCCCGAUUUAAAAGGAGAUGUUGCGAUGCUCUUUGAAAUUAUGCAAAUAUUUGUGUUGACAGUGUAGCUUACCUGAGUAACAUGCCCACCUCUAAUGAAAAGUAAAGGAGAAGAGUUGUCCAUGUUCAAAUUGUACUUUUAAUUUCCUCCAGUACUUUAAAACCACCUUCAUCUUGCUACUGUUGGUGCACACUUUGAGGAGUAAUCAAGCCGUUUCCUUUAAGAUACGGCAAGUUCUUUUGGUACUAUGUUCUUUUGAACAAUCUCUUUAAAUUCCUUGACAACAACAAACCAUAACCAAAUUGUGAAUCUUAUUUUCAAACAAAAUAAUGACUAUUAAAGUUAUGAUUUGUUAGGCAAUGAAAGCACUGUGAAAACUAGUAUAAUAUGCUGUCAUUAGGAAUUGAAGAUUUGAUGGUGCUGAAGUUUUCUGUUAUUGUUUUUUAUAAGAAAAGGCAUUAUGUCAUUGAGAAUUCAAUAGUAUGUAAUCAAAAGAAUGCCCCCUCAUCACCCCCUCCCCUCUAUAAUAUUCUGCCCUAGCAUUGCCUACCGGUAGUACAAAUAAAUGAUACUCUGAGGUUUUUGAAAUAUAAAUCAAACAUGAACAUUUUGGUUAAUUUAUCAUUUUAAAUGCUAAAAUGACAAACUCACUUUUAGAGCUACAUGUUGGGGUCUAGCGCCAUCUUGUGUUCAGAAAUCAAGCAUUUUAUGUUGCUGAUCAAGUUGUUGUUAAUGAAAAGAACUUGUUAAAAACCAUUCUGAUUCUCCUCCCAUGGUUUUCUAUCAAGGUAUUAGAACAAAUAUGUAACACUAAUAACUUACCUAACUAGUCUAAUUUUAUUAGUAACUUGUUGCUUUAUGGUUAUAUGCUUCCUUUUGUUCCAAUUUUUUCUAUAUAUUUGCAGAAUAGCCAAUUAUUUUGCUUCUUUUGCCAUUUUGUUUAUUUUCAGUCUUCUUAGACGGUGAAAGAAUUUUGUAUUCUUCCCGUUAGCAAUCUCCUUCUCUCCAUUUUCAUUUUGAUAAUUUGAGAUUUAAUGUAUUUGUUUCUGUCUGUUUCUGUCU
Messenger RNA from Strongylocentrotus purpuratus (purple sea urchin), 6903 nucleotides. RefSeq names its product low-density lipoprotein receptor-related protein 6. NCBI's taxonomy places the organism in Eukaryota, Metazoa, Echinodermata, Echinoidea, Camarodonta, Strongylocentrotidae. The record is from RefSeq and is a predicted model, not a curated record. The transcript is spliced from 23 exons. The coding region runs from base 201 to 5195 and encodes 1664 amino acids. Gene Ontology annotation, molecular function: protein binding.